CAGCGCAGGCGCAAGCUGCCUGCCCCCCCGGCAGCCCCUCCCCGUGGAGGCCGGGCGGCGCUGCUGCCUGGAGCCGGCACACGGCGUUGCAGCUGCAGAGCGGAGGCAACAUCUGGCCGCUCCGCCGCUGACCGCGCCGCUUUCGGGACAAGCCCAGCCAGCAGGGACUGUUGUGUGAGGAACUCCUGACCCCUAGGAACUAUUGCUCAGAUGUCAGCCUGACCCAAAAUCCUUGAUCCAAACCAACUCCCAAGCUUUAUGACAGCGGCUGGGGUGAAGGAUGUUCUCCUCAGUGAAGCCCUACGAGAAUCAGGACUUCUCGGCCCUGAAGAAACACUGCCAGCGGCAGAAGGUGCUCUUCGAGGACCCGCUCUUCCCCGCCACUGACGACUCCCUCUUCUACAAGUCACGCGUUCAAGGCGUCCAGUGGAAACGUCCGAACGAGAUCUGUGACGACCCCUAUCUCUUUGUGGAUGGAAUCAGUUCCCAUGACUUGCACCAGGGCCAUGUUGGGAACUGCUGGUUCGUAGCAGCCUGCUCCUCUCUGGCUUCCCGGGAAUCUCUGUGGCAGAAGGUCAUCCCAGACUGGAAGGAACAGGAGUGGAAUGCCGAAAAACCAGAGAACUAUGCCGGGAUUUUCCACUUCCAGUUCUGGCGAUUCGGUGACUGGGUGGACGUGGUGAUAGACGACCGCCUGCCGACACUUCACAAUCAGCUCAUCUACUGCCACUCCAACUCCAAGAACGAGUUCUGGUGCGCACUGGUGGAGAAGGCCUAUGCCAAGCUGGCCGGGUGUUACGAGGCGCUAGACGGAGGCAACACGGCGGAUGCACUAGUAGAUUUUACUGGCGGCGUCUCUGAGCCCAUCGACCUGAUGGAAGGGAACUAUGUUAACGAUGAAGCCAAACGAAAUCUCCUCUUUGAGCAAGUGCUGAAGGUCCACAACAGGGGAGGGCUCAUCAGCUGCUCCAUCAAAGCCACCACAGCAGCUGACAUGGAAGCCCGCCUGGACUGCGGUCUUGUCAAAGGACACGCCUACGCCGUGACGGACGUGCGGAAAGUCCGUCUGGGCCACGGCCUGCUGGCCUUCUUCAAGUCGGAGAAGCUGGAUAUGAUCCGGAUGCGGAACCCCUGGGGGGAGAGGGAGUGGAACGGCCCAUGGAGCGACACCUCUGAAGAGUGGCAGAAGGUGAGCAAGAGCGAGAGAGAGAAGCUGGGGAUGACGGUGGAAGACGAUGGGGAGUUCUGGAUGACAUUUGAAGACUUCUGCAAAUAUUUCACCGACAUCGUCAAGUGCCGUCUCAUAAACACCUCCUACCUGAGCAUCCACAAGACGUGGGAGGAGGCGGUGAUGCGCGGGGCGUGGACGAGACACGACGAGCCCCUCAAGAACCGCUCCGGAGGCUGUAUCAACCACAAAGCCACCUUCUUGCAGAACCCCCAGUACGCGUUUGAUGUAAAAAAGGCAGAAGACGAAGUGCUAAUCAGCAUCCAGCAGAAACCAAAGAGGACCAGCCGCAGAGAGGGCAAAGGAGAGAACUUGGCCAUUGGGUUUGAGAUCCACAAGGUUGAACUGAACCGGAAUUACAGGAUGCACACCUUGCAGCAGCAAGUGGCCACCUCCACCUACAUUAACUCCCGGAGCAUCUUCUUGAGGACAGACCUGAAGGAAGGCCGCUAUGUCAUCAUUCCAACUACCUUCGACCCGGGUCACAUGGGAGAGUUUCUUCUCCGGGUUUUCACAGACGUGCCUGCAGAUUGCAGAGAGCUGACCUUGGACGAGCCUCCUCGCACCUGCUGGAGUGGAAUGUGUGGCUAUCCACAAGUGGUGUCCCAGGUCCAUGUCCUGGCAGCAGCUGGGCUGAAGAACCAGGAUUUCCAAGGAGGAGCAGACCCGUACGUGAUCAUAAAGUGCGAAGGGAAAAAAAUUCGAUCUCCAGUGCAGAAAAACACCCUGGCUCCAGAGUUUGAUGUGAAAGGUCUCUUCUAUCGCAAGAAGGCAGGACAACCCAUCAUUGUGCAGGUCUGGAACCAUAACAUUAUAAGUGACGAGUUCCUGGGCCAGGUGGCCCUAACUGGUGACCCUGAUGACCGUCUGUCACAGCAAACCCUUCAUCUCCAAGACAAGGGGAACAAAAAAUCCAGUGGCAUUUCAGGAAGCAUUGCUGUGAGACUACUCAGCAGUAGCAAACUCACCAAUGUCUAGCUUCUCAAGGAGUCUUCUUCUGGAGCCAUAUAUGUGAAUAUAAAAUAUAUAUAGUAUAUAUACCAUCUGCAAGAGUGUAUGAACUAUGCAUGCAUCACACUUGAAGGGGCCAGUCUUAUGUUUUCAAUGUUAAACAAGGUGCCUUUUUGGGAACCAAAAUGAUUCUUUUCCUCACACGAGGCAUCAUUUGUAGCCAAUACUAAAGUGGUUUGUGCCGGUGUGAAAGCACUGGGCAUAUGGUACAUUCUGUGACAGCCAGAGUGGGAUGCCCUGAUGCUGUUUGUUUACAUGGGGAUGUUGCGCACCCCCAGAGAUGGGCAGAUUGGUCCCACCAAGCAAUAUGCCUCUUCGAUUUACUUGCUUGGUUUUAGAAAUUCAUCAUCACUGAAGUCUCCUUUAAUCACAUAUCUGUGGUGGCAUCUCAGAAAAGUGGAUAACGGGGGGAGGGAUGGCUCAGUGGUUUGAGCAUUGGCCUGCUAAACCCAGGGUUGUGAGUUCAAUCCUUGAGGGGGCGAUUUAGGGAUGUGGGGCAAAAACUGGGGAUUGGUCCUGCUUUGAGCAGGGGGUUGGACUAGAUGACCUCCUGAGGUCCCUUCCAAUGCUGACAUUCUAUGAUUCUAAGUGGUGUAAAUGUACAUGGUCGUUUGUAUGCACAGUGGGCCCAGGUUUGUACACUGGCUGUAGAGCAGCUGGAAGGAGAAAAUGUCCAGUCUUUCCAAAACAGCGAAUCCCAUCCUCCUUGGGCAGGCGGAGAUUAUGGCUGCACCACCCAGUGCCUGCUGUCUCACUUCCAGCUGGGUGUAGUCUACGUUGCCAAGUAUCAACCCCAGUCUUUCAUUGAUAAUUGGGAGAGGGGAAAUGGAAAAGCCAAUCUGGCCCCUUUAACUAGUUCAGUAGUCCCCAAACUGUGGGGCGUGCCCCCCAGGGGGGUGCAGAGGAACAUCUGGGGGGGUAGGGGGGGAGCACCAUCCAGCCUCGCUCUGCCCCCAGCUCUGCUCCAGCCCAGGUCCAACCGCCCAGACACUGUCUGGUUUCUCGCAGUAACUGGCCUCUGCCACCGGGGGGCAGGAAGAGCAGCAGGUGCUGCUGCUGCUGGAGCCCGGAGGAGCACUCAGGGAUGGCUCCCUGCCCCUCCCUCCCCCCACCUCUGGAGCACAGCUCCCCCUCCCGGUCCUGCCCCAGUCACCUCCCCGCACCUCCAGAGCACGGCUUCCCCUCCCACUCCUACCCUAGUCAUCCCCCGACCUCCGGAGUGCAGUUGCCCCUCCCCCUCAUGCCCCACUCACCUCCCCCCACCUCCGGAGUGUGGCUCCCCCUCCCCUGCCCAGCCCCAUUCACCCCCCCCCCCACCUCUGGAGCGCAGCUCCCUCUCCCCUGUCCUGCCCCACUUACCUCCUGCUCCUCCCGGGGGGGGGGGGGGGAGUGCAAGUGAAAAAGUUUGGGGACCACUGAACUAGCUCCUAGGGAAAGUUACACAAUACACAAACUAUCUUGUCUAUUUCUUACAGACAAGCAAGCCAUAAUGACAGGAAAGAUGAGUUUUUACGGCCUUUUUAAUUUCAUCAUAUUGUAUCAGGACCAAAAUGUCUUAAUAUUUGUAAUCCUUUUAGGUCAGUUUUUCUUUCUCUUAAGAAACAAAAUGAUAGAAGUAGGCUUUAUUCCUCAUCCACAGAAGAAUCUUUUCUUACAUCAUUUAUUUGGAUCUCUUUUACUUUUAAAGCAGAUUUGGGAGUGGAGUUAUUGACAUUCCAUUGUAAAUGUUGCUGUCUUUUCCACUUCAGUAACAUGAAUAGAAGUUUUAAGUUAAAUUAGUUUGUUUGUUUUUUGGGGGGACAGAUCAGCACUUUACAGUCAGCCUCGUUGGUCUAGGAGCUGUCUUUGAUUUAAUGCCUGCUAUUUCCAUCAAUCAUUUCAUUCCUCACAAAGAAUCCAGUAUUGCACUUUAUUACAUAAAACUUUGUGGUGUAUUAUGUGUUAAAAUGGGCUGGGAAAAUGUCUUUGUAUACCAAAAGCAUCCAAGUGUCAUGCUGUACCAGAUCAAAGAGCAGUCCGAACAUGCAGUUAAAAAAAAAAAAAAAAGCCAAAAUUGUACAGAUUGUACCUUCUAUAAAUAAAUUGCAUAUAUUUUAUUUGAACGCCCUCAGUUCCAAAUAUCGUGGUCUUCCAUAACCCUUUCACAAACCCAAGGGCUACUGUAUGGAUUGGGUUAUUCAGUUUUAGAUUCUUUUCAAUAAACUUCCAUUUCGAAUUGA
This is a messenger RNA of Caretta caretta (loggerhead turtle), 4458 nucleotides long. RefSeq names its product calpain 5 (gene CAPN5). The record is from RefSeq and is a predicted model, not a curated record. Gene Ontology annotation, molecular function: calcium-dependent cysteine-type endopeptidase activity. Gene Ontology annotation, cellular component: cytoplasm. Lineage: Eukaryota; Metazoa; Chordata; Testudines; Cheloniidae. Gene Ontology annotation, biological process: proteolysis.